UGUCAAUAUUCUAUCAGGCAUAGGAUUGGGAAAAACUGUUUUAGUAAUCCUCAAAUUUGAUAGAACAUUUUAAAGACCAUGGACAGAGGGAGUAUGCAGCAGCUGUCCCUGCGUCUGUCCCGGGUGUUGGAGCACAUUGGGGUCAACAGGUACAUACGCACCAGGAGGAGGAGAACAUGGCUGAUGAAGGAGACACUAGAUAGGAUCAGAAAUGAGUUUCAUGGUUACAACAUCACUGAGUAUACCUUUGGUAGCCAGACAGAGGGGACCACCACACUAGGGAUGAAGUCAGAUAUAGACACAUUGAUAUGUAAAAAUGACUGGCCAGUAAUACUUGACUGGAGUGAAUGGAUCCAGGGAAUGGUGAAUCUUCUUGUGGUAAAGAAUGAACAAUCUCCGCCCCAACAUUGCUGGCUUCAGUAUGUGAGACCUGACCUCCCAUUACCAGUGACAGAGGUGAUCACUAGUGACAUGGUGGAUAGUGAGGGCAGAGUGCUGAAAACCAACACUCAAAUUGAGCUUCAAGAAGUCUGGAGACUAAACAGUGAGUCUGGAGAGGUGGUCCAACAUGGUCCGUCAAGAAGCUGGGAUGAAAUGAUUGAUUAUAUAAUUGCAUUUCACUGUACCAGCCUUCCUGAAGAGUGCAAGUUCCUGUUCUGUAGGCCACGCCCUGGUCACUGGCCCAGACCUGACACACUGGCCACGGCAAGGCAGACUGGCGUGUUCCUGGUUCCACAAGGAUACACUGAGGAUCCUUCUAGACCGGUCAAGUGCCAAUCCACAACAUUACAUGUUCCUAUAGAAAACAUGUACUAUCCUCUUUAUAAGCGGGAGUGGAGGUUUUCAACUUCAAUCAUGGAGAGACUUCUUGUAUUUGAUAUGAAUAUAAUACAGCAUAAGGUGUAUGUAUUUCUGAAAAUGCUUAGAAAAUCAAUAAUAAAGCAGGUUGUUGAUGAUCGUUUCAGCACAUUUCACAUAAAGACUGCAAUUCUGUUUACAAUAGAGACAUAUCCACCAAACAUUUGGAGUGAAGACAACCUUGUACAGUGUGUGAUCUACUGCCUGACCACACUUCUCAGAUGGCUGAAGAUCAGGUUGUGUCCACACUACACCAUCUCAGGGGUGAAUCUGUUCACUGGAAAGCUGUUCAAACAUGAACAGUACAAACUGCAUACCAUGAUAACAGAAAUCAUUUACAGCCAUUUCCAGUGCCUAUAUACAAUUGAAAUGGAUAAUCUGGGGAGGAGAAUGUCAUCUGUUAUUUCACCCCAAAAUAUUGGGGUUUAUACAAGGUGCACACUCAAUCAAGUCCAAAUGUAUGGAUUGUACCAAUGGUGGGCAAUACAGGUAAUCAAUGGACAUAAAGUUUUACUUAUCAAUGACAAGAACAACUUAUAUCAAUCUUUGAUAGAACAUUUUGAGACAUUGAAUUUUUUAAAGAACAAUGGAACUGAAAUAGAACAAGAGGCAGCUUCCUUGUGCAUACCAUCAGUGUGUGGAGCCCUUGCCUCCAUCCAAGCUUCCAGGUGUAUCUACCAAGGUCAACCCAUCACACACAACAUUCUCCACCUGUACCAACUGUCCUUUGACUCGGAUCUGCUGUCCAGCAGACUGAAGUUUGCCUCCAUGUUGUACUGCAGUGGGCAGUAUGAGGCAGCAGCAAACUGCCUGACCUUCUGUGAGGGACUGCUGGGGCCUGCAGUGUGGCAAUGUUGUGCCUGUAGUGGAAGACAGGGAACACCACAAGACUAUGAGUUCAGGGAAAAGACUGUAAACACACCAUUCAAGGAUAUGCUACGGAAGUAUACAGCCUUACAUGUUAUUUUCACUAAACAUGAUAUCCAUUGUGUUCCACGACAUCUAAUGUAUGAAAUGUUCAGAACAGUAAGAGAUGAGGACCGGCAACAGAGACAUCCAGCAUUUGAUUACAAAUGGAUGGACAAGAUUGUGAUUGACAAUGUCCCAUUUCUCCACUACCUACAGUACCUAACACACACACAACUAAACCAACCUGAAAGAAAAUUGCGGGCACUGAACAACCUUUAUUUCUACAUAUCUUCAAGACAUCACGGUGGUCAUAAAGACACAGCCUGGAACAUGCUGGGACACUGUUAUGAACUGGAGAACGAGCUGGACCAGGCCUGGUUCUGCUACACCAAGUCACUGCAGCUUUACCCUAGAAACAAUGCAGCCAACUGGCAUGUACUUAGGAUCAUGAAUCAACACUAAAAUGGCUGAGAUCAUAGUAAUCUUUUAUAGUUUGGUGCACAUUUCUGGACAAGACGAUCAUUAUUCCAACUUGACAGUUCAGUGCUUCAUAAAUGGUGUUGUACUAUGAUGAAAAACAGGACGAAAACAGGCUCCUUACUGAAGACAAAAACUGUGCUUAAUUUCACCGAACCAUGGUAAAAAUUUGUUGCUUGCAGAAAAACACUAAACAAGAGCUGUCACAGAGACAGUGCGCUCGACUAUACCAUCGCUUUUCAGUGAAAAGUUUUGGCGAAACAUGCAUGGAUCACUGUUAGAUUAGAUUUUAAUGCAAUUCAUGAUGUGCUGAGAUAUUAACAUAAAUGUGGUUACAUGGAAAAUGUAUUGCAAAAUACAGUUAUAUAUCUUGGUUAUUCAAUUACACUGAGUGGUUGAAUACCAUUCUAUAAAGUCUCAAUGCAAUACAUCGAGUAGUUGCUGAGAAAUUAACCUAUGUGUGCUUACACGCAAAACCUUAACCAGAAUUUCUGUGUCGAAUAAUAAAGGGCAAUUAUUUGCAUUAAAUAAAACUAGAGUUAUCUUACAUGGUUAAUUAAGAAGGUUGGAUAGUUGAGUACCAUUGUAUCGAGUCUCAAUGCAAUACAUCAAGUAGUUGCUUUGAUAUUAAAAUAAUGUGUGCUUGCACACAAAACCUUAACCAGAAUUUCUAAGUCGAAUAAUAAAGGGCAAUUAUUUGCAUUAAAUGCAAACUACAGUUAUCUAACUUCGUUAAUUAAGUAGGUUGGAUGGUUAAGUACCAUUGUAUCAAGUCUCAAUGCAAUACCUCAAGUAAUUGCUGAGAUAUUAACCUAUGUGUGCUUGCACGCAAAACCUUAACCAAGGUGUGACACCAACGCCAACGCUGACGCUUGGAUGAGUAGUAUAGGUCUCCAUAUUCUUUCAAUAGUCGAGCUAAUAAAAGAUGGAGUAAAUAAUCUUCUUCUAUGCUGUACAUUGUUUAAUCG
Messenger RNA from Mya arenaria, 3212 nucleotides. RefSeq lists its product as uncharacterized. The record is from RefSeq and is a predicted model, not a curated record. The coding region runs from base 79 to 2229 and encodes 716 amino acids. Gene Ontology annotation, molecular function: protein binding. Lineage: Eukaryota; Metazoa; Mollusca; Bivalvia; Myida; Myidae. The transcript has 2 exons.